AUGCUCUGGGGAAGCAAAGCAGCGCAGGCCUCCGAGCCCGACCUCGCGCGCACCGAGUCCGCAAAGAACGACCCCUCGGCCUCCGCCUCCCAAGCCUCCGGCACCGCAUGGCUGGCCGGACACUUGCACCACCUGACCCCCGAGCAAGAGGAGAAGCUGUCGGAGUUCAAGACGCUUUGUGCCGAGCGCAAAUACUACACUCCUGCUGUGGAACAGGCUGAGGGCGUCGAGGGCAAGACUGCUAGCCAUGACGAUGCUACUAUGCUGCGGUUUUUGCGUGCUCGCAAGUUCGACGUUGAGGGUGCUUGGGGUCAAUUCAAGGACACGGAGGAUUGGCGCAAAGACAAUUCCAUUGACGCGCUGUAUGAGAAUAUCGGCGUAGACUCUUACGAGGCUGCACGACGGAUGUACCCCCAGUGGACUGGCCGUCGCGAUCGCCGUGGAAUUCCCGUCUACGUCUUUGAGAUCCGCCACCUGGACAACAAGGCUGUCGCUGCUUACAACUCUACCAUGACUACCGGUACGCCGGAGACACACAAGUCGUCUACUGUCCCGGCGCGCUUGUUGAAUCUCUUCGCCUUGUAUGAGAAUCUUCUUCGCUUUGUGAUGCCGCUUUGUUCGGCGUUGCAGCGGCCGAAUCCUGAGACGCCUAUUGUUACUUCUACCAAUAUUGUUGACGUCAGUGGUGUUGGAUUGAAGCAGUUCUGGAAUCUGAAGAGUCAUAUGCAGGAUGCUAGUGUUUUGGCUACGGCGCAUUACCCCGAGACUUUGGAUCGGAUUUUCAUUAUUGGUGCUCCGUCUUUCUUCCCCACCGUCUGGAGCUGGAUCAAGCGCUGGUUCGAUCCUGGUACCACCUCCAAGAUCUUCAUUUUGUCUGCUGCGGAGGUUCAGCCUACCCUUACUUCAUUCAUGGAACCAUCCAGCAUCCCUAAGCAGUAUGGUGGUGAACUAGACUGGACCUGGGGCGAGAUGCCCAACCUAGACGAGCCCGCUCGUGAGCUGCUCCAGGGCCUGGAGCAGGACCAAGUUGAGGGUGAAAAGAGAAAGGAUAUCCUGAAGGGACCCAUUCUGUUCGAGGGUGAUCACUUGGAGGUGUUGGGCACAGUCGAUGGAAAGGACCGCAGAGAUACGGUCCCCGUCCCAAAGUCGCAUGUGUCCUCGCAGCCGGAGGCAAAGACCGACGUCGCCACUGAAGCCAAGACCGAAGACGAAAAGGCUGUCGAUAAUGUGGCGGUCAAGGUUAAUCAGUUGUCCGUUGACGAGACUCAAGCUGUUGCUGUAUAG
Messenger RNA from Penicillium nucicola, 1284 nucleotides. Its product is annotated as SEC14 family lipid-binding protein. Lineage: Eukaryota; Fungi; Ascomycota; Eurotiomycetes; Eurotiales; Aspergillaceae. Bases 1 to 1284 code for a protein of 427 amino acids. The transcript has 4 exons. The record is from RefSeq and is a predicted model, not a curated record.